AUGGUGAUCUGCUACCUGAUGUGCUGGCUGCCCUACGGCAUCAUGGCCCUGCUGGCCACCUUCGGGCCGCCGGGCCUGGUCACGCCCGAGGCCAGCAUCAUCCCCUCCGUCCUGGCCAAGACCAGCACGGUCAUCAACCCGGUCAUCUACGUCUUCAUGAAUAAACAGGUGAGAGGGUCAGGGCCUCCCUUCCUGUCGCGAGGCGGCUGGAAGAGCUGA
Menidia menidia (Atlantic silverside) is the source of this 219-nucleotide messenger RNA. Lineage: Eukaryota; Metazoa; Chordata; Actinopteri; Atheriniformes; Atherinopsidae. The record is from the annotation of a GenBank genome assembly.